Messenger RNA from Mangifera indica (mango), 1888 nucleotides. Its product is annotated as dihydrolipoyllysine-residue acetyltransferase component 4 of pyruvate dehydrogenase complex, chloroplastic-like. The record is from RefSeq and is a predicted model, not a curated record. Gene Ontology annotation, biological process: pyruvate decarboxylation to acetyl-CoA. Lineage: Eukaryota; Viridiplantae; Streptophyta; Magnoliopsida; Sapindales; Anacardiaceae. Gene Ontology annotation, molecular function: dihydrolipoyllysine-residue acetyltransferase activity. Gene Ontology annotation, cellular component: chloroplast thylakoid; chloroplast envelope; pyruvate dehydrogenase complex. The coding region runs from base 190 to 1635 and encodes 481 amino acids. The transcript has 6 exons.
GCUUUGUUAGUUCUGCAUCGGAGCUAUGUGACGGACUUGACAAUUAAACAGAGUCAGAGGCGAUAUUAACACAGUGAGGUAGCUCAAAGCCUCCAACCAACUCUUCCUUUUCUUCUCCGCCGCUGUCUAUUUCAUCUUCCUCUCCCCCCUUUCUUAUUCAAAUCUUCACAUUUUCUAUCUAACACCACAAUGGCUUCUCUUUCUUCCACUCCUUUUCUCUCCAAAACCACCAUUUCAUUCUCUUCCUCCCUCUCCACUUCUCUCCCAUGGAAAUCGUUUCCCUCCUUCUCCGCAUCAAAGCCUCUAUUUUCUCGCCGAAGAAUUUACACCGUCCAAUCGAAAAUCCGCGAGAUUUUCAUGCCUGCUCUCAGCUCCACCAUGACUGAGGGCAAGAUUGUUUCUUGGAUCAAGUCCGAGGGUGACGUGCUUUCCAAAGGAGAAAGCGUUGUCGUUGUAGAGUCCGACAAGGCCGACAUGGACGUCGAGACUUUUUAUGAUGGAAUUCUUGCCGCGAUUGUCGUUCCCGAAGGUGAGACUGCUCCUGUUGGCGCGCCGAUUGGGAUUUUAGCGGAGACUGAGGAUGAAAUCGCUGAAGCCAAGGCCAAAGCCACGUCGAAUGGUGUUAGUUCAUCUCCGCAAGCUGUUGUUCCCUCUCCUCCUCCUGCCACUUCCACUCCUGCCCCUGCUAUUUCACAACCCGAGCCGAAAAAAUCACCGGAGACAGUUGCGAGUGGGCACAAAAAGAUUGUAGCCACGCCGUUCGCCAAGAAAUUAGCUAAGCAGCACAAAGUGGAUAUUAAUUCAGUGGUUGGAACGGGGCCUUUCGGCAGAAUUACUCCUGAAGAUGUGGAAAAGGCAGCUGGAAUUGAACCUUCUAAGAAUGUGGCACCUACUACUGUAGCAGCUCCAGCUGUGGGCACUCCUCCGCCGAGAACUUCGACGGCUGUCCCUUCUCCAAUUCCGGGCUCUAGUGUUGUGCCUUUUACGACAAUGCAGUCUGCCGUAUCGAAGAAUAUGGUUGAGAGUCUUUCAGUCCCCACUUUUCGUGUUGGAUACCCGAUAAUAACUGAUGCUCUUGACGCUCUUUAUGAGAAGGUGAAGCCAAAGGGUGUGACAAUGACUGCGCUGUUAGCCAAGGCUGCAGCAAUGGCUCUUGUUCAGCAUCCGGUUGUCAAUGCCACCUGUAAAGAUGGAAAGAGUUUUACUUUCAAUAGUAAUAUCAACAUUGCUGUUGCUGUGGCUAUCAAUGGUGGCUUGAUAACGCCUGUUCUUCAAGAUGCAGAUAAGUUGGAUCUGUAUUUGCUAUCUCAAAAAUGGAAAGUGCUUGUGGAGAAAGCUCGAGCAAAGCAACUUCAGCCUCAUGAGUAUAAUUCAGGGACUUUCACUCUGUCAAAUCUGGGCAUGUUUGGCGUGGACAGAUUUGAUGCUAUUCUUCCUCCAGGCCAGGGGGCUAUCAUGGCUGUUGGAGCAUCAAAGCCAACCGUGGUGGCCGAUAAAAAUGGUUUCUUCAGUGUGAAGAGUAAAAUGCUGGUAAAUGUAACAGCUGAUCACCGAAUUAUCUAUGGUGCUGACUUGGCAGCUUUCCUUCAAACCUUUUCAAAGAUUGUUGCGAACCCAGAUAGCCUGACAUUAUAGAUGGUCUCUGGGAUUUCUACAUAGUAAAUUCAGCUGAUUAGAGCCUCCAUUCUUCGGUGAGUGAUGGAAUAAUGGUGUGUCUAUUAUUUAGCAAAGUGCCUUGCCAUGGCUUUGCAGUAGUCCUGGCGGUAAUGUGCUCCUCUUGUAUUUCAUCUUGUUUUGAUUUUUUUAAGACCUCACAUACAAUACCAGAUUUGUUAAGUUGAUUUUAAUUUCUAACAAAGGAAUAAGAACUCUGAAGAUUUUGACAGAA